CUUAUUUUCCAAUUCAAGUUCUUCAGCGUCGCAUGCCGCAUCCAUUACAAACUGUACACCUUGCUGAAUGCGUUGAGAGAUUUUUUCAUUACUGCGUAGCAGCUGAAGGAUGCGGCCACUACUCUCUAUAUUUAGCGUGAAAUCUGACAAAAAGUCUGUUUCAGCAUGCUGUCCGUUGGAUGUACUCGUGGCGGGCAUCAAUCCUGUUCCUUGACCAAGUUUGACAGCAGACAAUUUUCGAAGUCCAUGCCCCAUAUCAGUGACUGUGAAACCAGACCAGCGUGACCUUAACGCAUCAUAUCAAGCUGGGCCCUAAGACUAUUACGCAUAUUCCCUUUAAUACAUACAAUGCUCAAAUUAUUCAUACUGUUUUCAUAUGUGAUACCCAUAUUCUGCUACAAAACGUUCAUUGAUACGCUAUCAGAAAAUGAACGCUUCGGCACACUUUUGCGACAUUUGCAGACUGAACGUCUAGUGCCUACUAUAAACAAAAUGACCUCCGGAACAUUCUUUGCCCCAGACAACGAAGCGUUUGAACAUUACAAGCAAAACAUCACCAAGGAUCUACUGUUGUAUCAUAUUCUAUCUCAGCCUUUUAUGGGAGAAGACUUUGAACAAGAUCAAAUUUUGGAAUCCCUCUAUGUCCGCCAAGGUUUACUUGGCGAAACAAACAACGGCCAGCGAAUUAAAGUCACCAAGGAAGGAAGUCCGCGCAAAGGCAAAGGAAAAGUGUAUAUUGGUGGAGUGCAGAUAGUUGACAAAGAUAUCGUUGCAAAUAAUCAGAGUGUCAUUCAAGUUGUGGGUCGCCUAUUGACACCUCCCGACUUAAUUGUUGAUGUGAUCAAGAACUGGAAAGAUUCUGAUUUUUACUCGACGCUCGAUAUAGCAAAGUUGCUGCCAAUCUUGAAUGAACCGCGCCCGUUUACGUUAUUUGCUUCCAGCCAAGAGACAUUACAACCAUUUACUUCAAUUGAGCGUUCAUAUCUUCUGCAUGAGCUUGGAAACCUCGAUUUACAGUUAUAUUUGAAAUGCCACAUUGUCGAUCGAAAUCUAUAUGCCUCUGAUUUCACAGAAGGCGAGACAAAAGUUGAAGCUCUAAACGGCAAGAAACUUAUCAUUACGGUUGACAAAGAUUCAAACAUCAAAGUUGAUGGCAUCUCGGUUAGCAAAAUCAAUGAGAUGACAGCAAAUGGUGCAAUUCAUACACUAGAAUCCUCCAUCGUUCCUAGCGAGUUGGUAUUUACAGCCAGAAAAUAUCUUAUUGGAAUGAAUGCCACAAAGUUCGUCUCUCAUUUGGAUAAAUAUGGUCUUAGCGACUACAUUGACGACCCCAGCCGCAAGUACACCUUCCUUGCGCCUAGCAAUGAAGCCUUCGAAGAAUUAGAUUAUUCAUCUGGCAAUUUCACCAAGCUACUGCUUUACCAUAUUCUUCCACAAGCUUGGCUUCCAAAGGACCUGGAUGAUGGACUACUGGUUGACACUGAGUUGGUCGAACACAAGCUAGCUGGAUUUGCACAGAAACUGAAGGUGGCAGUCGAAAAUGAAGAUGAUAGUAUUCCAAUAUACCUUAGGCGAAAAGAAGGGAAAUCAAUUACAUUUGGCGGAGCUUUCGUCAAUGGAGAGCCAGUUGACAUCAAUGGAGCUCAAAUAUAUACCAUUUCCGAGGUCCUUACACCGCCGGCCGAUUUGUUGACAACACUCAUUACCGACUUGGAUCUAUCAGCAUAUAUUGCAAGUCUAUAUGCUGCCAAAACCGAAAAUAAGCUAAAAGAUACCAAGGGCGUAACAUUAUUUGUGCCGUCCAAUGUUGCAUUUGCUGAUUUGGGACUGGCUGCCAAAUACCUACUCCAUCCUGACGCCAAAUCUAAAUUGGCAACUGUCAUUUAUCACCAUGCUGUACCAUCACUUGUCUAUUCAUCGCACUUUGCAAACAUUACUUCCUUAGAGUAUCAAACGCUCGCAGGCACAACGCUUCAAAUCAAUCGAACUAUUGAUAGCGAUCAGAUUACAGUUGGUAAUCCCGACAACACUAUUACCAAUGCAGAUAUUCUACUUGCCAACGGAGUUGCUCAUAAGGUCAAUGGAGUGGUGAUCCCACCCCCGGUGGAGAUAACAAACAGCGAUCUUUUGAAAGCUGCAGAAACAAGUACAUUCUCACAGCUGCUGAAAGUUGUCAACUUGACGCAGAUCCUUCCCUCUGGUAAUUUCACCAUCCUAGCUCCAAGCGACAAAGCAUUUGGACGUCUCAAUGUUACACAGCUUUUAUUGGACCCUACCCAGCUGUUGAGGAUUAUGGAGCUACAUAUCCUUAAAUCAUCCCAUCUUUCACCAUUCAGGCCCAUGGUAACUGACAAUACCGAAUACGAAAGUCUCCUAUCUGAUAAUGACAAGGUCCUGUUCAAAGAAGUUGCUGCUGGACAGUAUAUCGUGGAGGUGAAAGGAGGAAGAGUUGGAAAUAUGGCUCGAGUCGUGGCAGUUGGAAAAGCCACGACUGGAGGUGGAGUGGUGGAGAUAGAUUCUGUCUUAAUACCAGUGCCACGAGGAUGGGCGGGCUUUUCCCUCGUUGUUAAAAUUGCUGUUGUUGUAUCAAGCGUCCUUGGCUUGGUAGGUAUUGCAGUGGUUUCCUACUUCAUAUGGAAAUGUCAGCAUAGACGACGUCUAGGAUACGUAGAAUUAAGUAAUUGAGUUGCAUGUAAAUAGCGUAAAUAUAUAUAUCCUUGUUUUCCCUUAACCUUGUGAGCAAUAAACGAAAGCAUAAGCAGUCUGUUAA
Messenger RNA from Umbelopsis ramanniana AG, 2770 nucleotides. RefSeq lists its product as uncharacterized. NCBI's taxonomy places the organism in Eukaryota, Fungi, Mucoromycota, Umbelopsidomycetes, Umbelopsidales, Umbelopsidaceae. Bases 349 to 2685 code for a protein of 778 amino acids. The record is from RefSeq and is a predicted model, not a curated record. The transcript has 5 exons.